AGCAAUCAUUCGACCACUCUCAUCCUUCUCUUUUCGACACAUUCGACAAAUUUGUCAGCAAACAUCGAUAGCGAUUACAAGAAGCUACUCUGACAUCAUUGUUCGAACACAUUCAUCCUUCAUUUACCGAUCCUCGACUCUCGUUUCACUAGACACUCGCCAACGAUGCCUCGCAUUCCCGUUAGGACGGAGCCAUACACAAGCCCUUCGAGGCAACAUCGACACUAUAAAAACAAACGAGAUCAAGUUCUGAGAGCAUUAGGAAAAGCUGCAUAUAUCAAUGGAAGUCAUUUUGCAAUCAUGUGGGUUUCAGCCCGUGGUGAUGUUGAGACAUAUGCAUCGGAAGCAUUGCAAGGUCGACUGGAUGAUUGGUUCAUCAAAAGAGGAAUAACUGAUGAAGCAAAAGAACUCGUUCGUGCUUCCCGUAAUAGCUUGACAAGAGCACCACCUCCAGCAUUCGACAUCGAUGAUGAGAAUUUCGACGAUGAUGAAGAUGCAGCAAGCGAUGAUGAGACUAGAACAUUGGGGAGAAGUUUAAAGAUGUCUCAAUCAGCUGAUAACACACCUCUACUACAGAGUGAUGUCUUUGGAGAAAAUCGCCCGACUCUAGAACGCAGUGCAUCAACUACAACCAACAUGAGAGCAAGACGUAUGAUGGCACCCUUGGAUACAAAUGGAGCAAAUGAUUUUUACCGUGGAACUCAAGAUCCAUCGUCAGCAGGAACGCCAUUGUCCGUACCUCAUUCAGCUAUGGGAAUGUCUUUCAGAAGCCCUUUUGGAUUUGAGAAUGAAUUCCUACCUGUUCCUCAUACUGCGCCUCUGCGAAAUGACUUGCCUCUACCGUCUCCAUACAUGCGCACGCCUUUCUCCCGCACCAUGUCAAGCUCAAUCCUAGGAAGUGCGCCUCAGUCAGCAAAGUUGGUGGAGACGACAUUCAAAAAUGCUGCCGCUCGUACUGCUUUCUUGGAGCUACGGUUUAGCCAGCUACAACAAGGAAUGUGCAAAACAGUAGCAAAAGCAUGGAUCAAAGUGAUUGAACCAAAGAAGCAAACUCGUUGUCCUUACAACAAAGGUGAAGAAGGUAAACCAGAUUGGUGGCCUGAAGGAGUGCGUCACAAAGAGCCAGACCAUCUCAUGAAGCCAGAACGUCAUGAGUUGCUACUCACCAUUCUUCGAAGCUCGAAAAUCAAAGUAGCAAGAUUACAAUUAGCAACAGCAGAAGUUGUUGCUUUGAUCAAAGCUGAUAAAGUCAGCCUUUUGAUGGAUGUAUACCGCAUUGCCCGUGAAGAAGAAAAGAUGCGAGAAAAGGGUCUAGAAACAGAUAAGGAAUGUAGCGUGCAAGUAAGCACCUUGGAGGGAUGGUCGGAAGCAGACCAAUGCGCCAUCGCAACCGAAAAAGGAGAAGGUGAAGAAGGCACAACCUCAGAACAACGGGCAGACGCAGACGAGAGCACAGAAAAUCCCCGAAAGAGGUCCGGUGUUCAGAUUGGCCGAUCUGCUUCUACAUCGGCUGCUUCCCGACCAAAGAGACAAAAUGUUGGCGCUUCAAUCGAGACACCGCCAUACCUAUUCGGAUCAGGAUUCAAACCAGCCGAGCAACCGUCUCAAAUUCCUACUGUUCCUCGUCGUCCUCACAACACUGCUCAGACAUGGUUGUUGCACGAAGCUACUAGAAAUGGAAUCAAGAGGACUUCAGUAUCCAGUCACACUUUAUCGGGUAACCCUUCAGCUACGAUUGCAGCAGCAAAUGCGAAUGCAAACUCCAACGUCUCCUUCCAAAACCAUACAUGGCAACAGCAAUACCAACAGCAGAUGCAAAAUCAACAACGUCAAUUUGCAGCUGGUAAUGAGGAACAAAAUCAACAGCAACUAUUGCAGCAAAAUUACGGUUUGGUCACGCCAUUGAGCGGUAAUGCACAAUUGAUGGAUCCUUCCUUCUUGACUGCAACCAAAGAAGGCGAACCUAGCGAAGCUGUUGCGGGUUACAUGUCUGCACCGACCGGACAUGCUCAAUUGUACCCUCAUAUGCCAUUCAAUGCUAUGUACAAUCUUCACAUGCCGAGAAGCAAUGGUCAGGAAUCGCAUCAACCGCAAGCAUCUGGUUCGCAAACACAGCUUCAAGAUCAAAGGCAGUUGCCUCAAUCCAGUCAAAAUACCAUGGAAAUCAUGCAAAUGCAAGCAGGUCAAAAUAUGUACGGAAUGGAUGCUUCGACGUCUGCAUCAGCAGGAGGAGCAUUGGGCUUACACGGCUUGAAUGGUAUGCAAUGGAGCAACAAUGCUGAUUCGUAUAGCAACUACACUGGAGCCGUUCAAUCAACGAGCAACACACAAGCUGGAGCUGGUGAAUGGUGGCAGCAAAGCAUGCAACAUCCACAGCACCAACAGCAUCAACAACAGACUCCUCUCUCUGUUCAGCGUCAACAACAAUCGGCUGAUAGAACUCAAGUCAGCAGAGACGAUCACGGUGCUGGAGAUGCAACUUUUGAUACCAGUUUCGCAUCAACAAUCGAGAGUGCUGGACCUGCCACACCACCACAGAGCAGCGCACACCAUUCCACAAACGAUAAACAGGCGAACAAAACGGCAAACGACUUCACACAGCGAGGAGUUGUAUCUCAUCCGACUCAUCAGUCCAAUCAGGCAACGAUGAAUGCAUUUGAAGGAUGGAUGUACGGCAAGCAGGGCUGAUAUUUGUUGUGCUCUCUUUCAGCCUGGUCUACAUUUUAUUUUUAUGUUUUUCACACAUACUGGAAUCCGAUUCCGGCGAUACCUAUUUUUUUCUCAUUCAUUCAUGGCACUUCGUCUUAAUCAUAAUCGCUUUAUCUAGAUAUACCUUUCAUUGAACUUUUGGUUUAACCUCUGUCUAUUAUUGUUUUGGUUAGUACCUAUACUCUUCAUCAUCAAUCAUUUGUACCAACGCAUUUCAAUCAAUCCAUUCAUCU
This is a messenger RNA of Meira miltonrushii, 2942 nucleotides long. RefSeq lists its product as uncharacterized. NCBI's taxonomy places the organism in Eukaryota, Fungi, Basidiomycota, Exobasidiomycetes, Exobasidiales, Brachybasidiaceae. The record is from RefSeq and is a predicted model, not a curated record. Bases 166 to 2688 code for a protein of 840 amino acids. The transcript has a single exon.